UCCUGACCAAUCUAGAUGAUGAAAUCCAGAAGUGGGCGUCUGCCGUCGGCCGCCACUGCGCCCCCGGGUGGACACUCUCUGGAAUUGAAGGAAGCUGGAUUAUGGAUUUUGUGGAUAAUCAGGUUCGUUGGUCGACGUGGGCUUGUCCGGAAGCUGUACUGCGACAAUGCCACCAAUUUCGUGGGUGCUGCACGCACGCUGGACCUCAAAGCUACGUUCCAUGGCAACACAGCGGACAUGGAAAUGUUUGCUGCGGAGCGGGGCAUGGAGUUUGUAUUCAUCCCUCCUCGAGCGCCGCAUUUUGGCGGCCUUUGGGAAGCGGCGGUGAAAUCCGCCAAAGGUUUGCUGCUGAAAGCGAUGGGCAGCGCUCGAUUACGGCAAGACGAGGUGGCCACCGUGCUGGUCGAGGUCGAGGCCGUGCUCAAUUCGCGGCCAAUGGUCGCUCCCAGCAGCAACCCCAACGACGGCGAAGUGCUCACGCCAGGGCACUUCCUGAUAGGAGCAACGCUCGUGCCGCUGCCAAUCGCGUCCACAGAGCCAGUCGACGACGUCAAGCUGACACUAUUAAAAGAUGGCAGCUGACAUCCAACAUCAAGCGUCGAUUUUGGAACGACUGGUCAAGGGACUACCUGCUCAGCCUGCAGCAGAAGUCAAAAUGGACGAAGGAGAGACAGAACAUACAGGUCGGAGCAG
This is a messenger RNA of Drosophila mojavensis, 693 nucleotides long. RefSeq lists its product as uncharacterized. The transcript has 2 exons. NCBI's taxonomy places the organism in Eukaryota, Metazoa, Arthropoda, Insecta, Diptera, Drosophilidae. Gene Ontology annotation, molecular function: nucleic acid binding. The record is from RefSeq and is a predicted model, not a curated record. Bases 16 to 582 code for a protein of 188 amino acids.